Molecule: messenger RNA, 3214 nt
Organism: Hyla sarda
Lineage: Eukaryota; Metazoa; Chordata; Amphibia; Anura; Hylidae
Product: gastrula zinc finger protein XlCGF26.1-like
Exons: 9
Coding region: 618-2387 (589 amino acids)
Molecular function (GO): DNA binding
Source: RefSeq, a predicted model, not a curated record
GGGAGAAACGUGAAAUUACACCUCCCCUCAUUUUAGUUAUGUUUUCAUUAUAUGUAUUGGUUCGGUCCAGUCUGUCCCCACCCCUCCUUUAUCCUAUUCUAAAGGUGGUUUUACCCCAGUUGUUGCUGGGCAGAUUCUCCAGACAGAUGUUCUGUUGCUGGGCAGAAAAGAUCCAGCGGUUGCAGCUGAUUGGAUCAGCAGUUAAGAGCGGGAAACCAGUGCUGUACAUAUAUGGUGCCUCAGGAGAGGUUCUGCCAUCAGUCUGUCAGUGGUGUGAGAAAGACCCUGCCCACCCGAUAUGCUCUCUGCUGACACCUGAUGCCCGUAUCAGGAACUGUCCAGAGCAGGAGAAAAUCCUCAUAGCAAACCUAUGCUGCUCUGGACAGUUCCUGACACGGAAGAAUUUCCUCCGUAGCAUACAGCUGCUAAAAAGUACUGGAAGGUUUACUAAAGAAAGUUUUCGAGUACAUAAGACUCCUCAGCCAAAUAAUUCCACAGGAAAAGCUCCAUCUUUGAGUUCUCCAUUAUUGUGCCUCAAAAACCAGUGUGCACGACCCCCGGAACACCUUUAUCACAUGGGAUCACAGUUCCUAAUCUUUGAAGAAGAGUGAAACCUGAUGGAUCGUAAUAUUGAGGUUAAAGUUGAACAAGAAGAGGAGACACAGAAGUACAGAGUCACUGAUAGAAAUCCACCCGAGAGGUGUCCCCGUCCUCUGUAUUCCCAGGACUGUUUAGAGGGAAAUUUCCCAGAGAUCCAUCAGGCUGAAGAUCUGAUGGAUAUAAAGAUUGAGAUUAAAGAUGAACCAGAAGAGGAGACGGAUUUCGGGACCGAUCAGCAGUAUGGAGUCAUUGAUAGAAAUCCACCCGAGAGGUGUCCCCGCCCUCUGUAUUCCCAGGACUGUCCAGAGGGAAAUGUCCCAGAGAAGCAUCAGGGGGGAGAUCUGACUAAUAAUAAAGUGGAGGAUGAAGAAGAGAGGAUGAGGGGCCAUCACCCGUGUAUGAGGGAAGUGAGGGAGGAAAUUCCAGGAGGUGUUACCCCAGAACAUCUUAGAAUGAACUUAAUAAUUUGUAAAGUAGAAGACGAAGAGAUCAUGCAGCACUCCUUAGAAGACAACCUACUUAACCCUAAUGUACAUCCAGGACUAUCAUCAUAUAAUAAUCCUCUAAAUUAUGACCAUCCACAAAGUGUUUCCAUGAGUACAGAUCAGAAAGGGGGGAAAAAGUUUCAAUGUGAUGAAUGCGGAAAAGAGUUUACAACGAGCUCGAGUCUUUCUACACACAGAAAAAUUCACACAGGAGAGAAGCCACAUUCCUGUUCAGAAUGCGGGAAAUGUUUUACAAGAAAAUCGAGUCUUCUGACACACGAGAGAAGUCACACAGGAGAAAAGCCACAUUCUUGUUCAGAAUGUGGGAAAUGUUUUACAAGAAAAUCAAGUCUUCUUACACAUGAGAGAAUUCACAAAGGGGAGAGGCCAUACUCAUGUUCAGAAUGUGGGAAAUGUUUUACACAAAAAUCUAGUCUUGGUAUACAUGAGCGAAUUCAUACAGGGGAGAAGCCAUAUUCGUGUUCAGAAUGUGGAAAAUGUUUUAUUAACCAAUCAUAUCUUGUUAUACAUCAGAGAAUUCACACAGGAGAGAAGCCAUAUUCAUGUUCAGAAUGUGGGAAAUGUUUUAUAGAUCAAUCAUAUCUUGUUAAACAUGAGAGAAGUCACAAAGGGGAAACAACAUAUCCAUGUUCGGAAUGUGGGAAAAAUUGCCCAAAUAAAUCAAGUCUUGCCGCACAUGAGAGAAUUCAUACAGGGGAGAAGCCAUAUUCAUGUUUAGAAUGUAGCAAAUGUUUUACCAGUAAAUCAGAUCUUCAUAUACAUCAGAGAAGUCACACAGGAGAGAAACCAUAUUCAUGUUCAUUAUGUGGGAAAUGUUUUACAAAUCAAUCAUACUUUGUUAAACAUCAGAAAAUUCACACAGGAGAGAGGCCAUAUUCAUGUUCAGAAUGUGGGAAAUGUUUUUCAAGUAAAUCAGAUCUGAUGAAACAUGACAGAAGUCACACAGGAGAGAAACCAUAUUCGUGUUCAGAAUGUGGAAAAUGUUUUACAUAUAAGUCAAGUCUUGUUAUACAUAAGAGAAUUCACACAGGGGAAAAGCCGUAUUCAUGUUCAGAAUGUGGGAAAUGUUUCACAAGUAAAUCCGAUCAACUUAAACAUGAAAAAAGUCACUCAGUAGAGAAAUUAUAUUCGUGUUCAGAAUGUGGAAAAAGUUUCACUCGUAAAUCACAUUUUGUAGCACAUAAGAAAAGCCACAUGGGGCAAAGCUGUAUUGAUGAUCAGAAUGAGGGAAAUGUUUUAAUAUUAAAGUCACACGAGUUAAUAAUUAAAGAAGUCCCAUAGCAGAGAAGGCAUUUUGAUUAUCCUUUUGUUAAAAUAUACUGUUUCAAUUGUUUUUAUUAAUUUUUGUGGAAUAAACAUAAUUGAAUUCCCUGUGUGCUAUGGGUCAUUAUCCACAAAUGCUGUGAGGAGUAUGGGUGGUGACUGCUGUUGGGUGUAAGUGGUUGUAUGCAGGGCUGGUGGAAGGAUUCUUGCCACCCUAGGCAAAACCUCAUCCCCUUGGGGGUCUAACCCAUGGUUUACACAUCUUUGUCCUAUAUAGAAAUAGCAAGAAACAAAUGCGUUUACGGAUCAAGAAGAUCAAGGAUCAAAUAAUGAUCACCAUCUGGGUCACCAAAUAACACUUGUGCUAGUAAGUAAAGUAGAACACCCAAAGUGCAAGCUAUCCACAGUCAUAUACAAGCAUAGUAGCAAUCAUAUAUAAUCAAUCCUGGUGGAAAAGAGAGCCUACCGAGCUACACGCCGAACCCAACGUUCUGCUAUUGCUGUCAUCUGUAUAUGACAUAUUUGUCCUGUGUAAACAUGGCCUUUGGCUCUGUUCCCCCAUUAGUUUGUAAACAAUACCCCAUACAAUGACUGAAUAAUGCAGCCAUACCAGAACAGAACAAUACCGCUAUACUGUGACUGAAUAACACCAGAACAGAACAAUACUGCCAUACCUUGACUGAAUAACACCGGAACAGAACAAUACCGCUAUACUGUGACUGAAUAACACCAUACCAGAACAAUACCGCCAUACCGUGACUGAAUAACACCUGAAAAGAACAAUACUACCAUACCAUAACAGGAUAAAACUACCAUACCAAAACUGAACAAUACCAACAUACCAU